Lymnaea stagnalis (great pond snail) is the source of this 9810-nucleotide messenger RNA. The record is from the annotation of a GenBank genome assembly. NCBI's taxonomy places the organism in Eukaryota, Metazoa, Mollusca, Gastropoda, Lymnaeidae.
AGAUUUAACAAAAGGAACUUAUUUUUAAAUGUUAAAAUGGGCAACGAACUCCAAACCACCAUGCAAAAAGUUGUCGAGGAAACGGCCAAACACGCACCAGAGGGUGUUCACGAUGAAGCGAAGAUUCGUCGCAUUUUGGAAACAGCUGCCAAAAUACCUGACCAAAUGUUGACAACACUAAAGAACCCAGCAAUCCAAAAAUUACUUCUAUGUGAUAAAGACUUGCUAGAGCUUCUCGCCCAAAAUGUCGACGCCUUGGAUCGUAUUGACCCGAAUACAGACGCCAGUCCUCUGAUGGUCUGUGCGGUGCUUGGACGAAAGGAAUUGGUUGCAUUGUUAGUGGAGAAGGGAGCCAAACUUGACAAAAGGAAUUCAGCAGGCCAAACAGCUUUGCUCAUGGCGUGUGUUGCCGGAAAUGAUGACGUUGUGGAGAUGCUUUUAGAAAAGACUGAAGACAUUAACUUGAAAGAUUAUGAAGGAGACAGUGCGCUACAUUUUGCCAUACUAGGUGGACAUGAAGGUAUAGCUCGUAUUCUAUUCGAUAAAGGAGCUGAUUUUCGGGACAAAAAUGACAGGGGCAGUGACGCCUUGAGUCUAUCAGUACAUCAAGGACUGGAGGCGACUGUGAAACUUCUCAUUGACAAAGGAGCUGAUGUCAACACCAGAGACGUGCGCCAAUGGACACCUCUGAUGCAUUCUGCUGUAGAGAACCAUUAUGAAGUGGCUGAGCUACUGAUAGAGGGAGGAGCAGAUGUGAACGCCGUACAAAUAUCCGGAGGGACAGCUCUUGAAAUCUGUGCAGACCAUGGCCACGUGGAGACAUUGAAAGUCUUGCUUAAGAAAAAAGCUAAUGUAAAUCACGUCAAUAAAGUUGGGUUUACGGCAUUACUUGUUGCCGCGCGCAAAGGCCGCAGUUUAGCAGCAAAAAAUUUAUUAAAAUACGGAGCUGAUGUAAACAUUACGGGAAAAGAUGGAACGUCCCCACUGUUUGUCAGUGCACUGGAUGGCAAUAAAAGCAUUGUUGAAAGUCUACUGAAGUUAAAAGCGGAUCCCAACAUAUCCGACAAUGACGGAGACACGCCUUUGAUGGGCGCAUGUCAAAAUGAUCACAUUGACAUUGUGGACAUGCUGCUGGAUGCUGGGGCUGAUGACAUGAUGUUUAGCUUGGAAUAUCAAAGUGCUAUGUCAGCAGCUGUCCAAAAUAGCCGGAAACGGAUUGUCAAACUGUUGCUGUCAAGACAACCGAGCCCAUACCCGAACAUAAAUUUCAGGGCUAAGAAUGGGAUGGGACUCCUGCAUCAAGCGUGUCAAACUGGCAAUAAAGACAUUGUCAAAAUGCUCAUAGAUCAUGGGGCCGAUGUCAAUUUAGUAGGACCCAAAGGUCAAACAGCUCUCUGCAACAGUGCUGACAAUGGACACACAGAGGUGGUGAAAGAACUUCUUAACGCCGGGGCACUGGUCGAUCUGUGUGAUGACGAUGGAAACUGUCCUUUGCUUAAUGCUGCGCUUAAAGGUCAUCUCAAUAUUAUUAAAGAUUUACUGACUGUUGGUGCAAAAGUUAACGUCUCCAAUGUCAAAGGUCAAACACCUUUAAUGCAGGCUGCGUAUGGGGGACAUUUAAACAUCGUUGAACUGCUUGUCGAUGAAGGUGCUGAUGUGAAUGCCAUUGAGAGAAAAGGUUGGAAUGCUCUGAUGUUAACCACUCAAUUCGGAAAUACCUCUGUUGCCAAUUUUCUCAUAGAAAGGGGAGCAAAUGUAAAUGCUCGGUCUAAAUCUGGAGUUACUGCCCUUGAUAUAAGCGCUGCUCAUGGUCACACCGUUAUUGUAAAAGAUCUUAUAAUGAAGAAAGCAGUUGUUGAUGUGACUGAUAAGGAUGCAUCGACUCCUUUGUUCAAAGCCUCACUGAAAGGCUUUGCCCACUCCAUCUCCGUUUUAAUAGAGCACGGGGCGGACAUCAAUUUUGCUAAUGCAAAAGGACACACUCCUUUGCUGGUCAGCGCACAAGAGGGUCACUCUGAAGUUGUGGACAUUCUCCUCCAAGCUGGUGCUGAAGUCAAUCACACUGAUAUAAUAAAUGGAAUCCCGCCAUUGCAUCUUGCCGCGCUGAAAGGUCAAAGGCUUAUCGUGGAGGCGCUGAUCAACGCUGGUGCUCAGGUGGAUGCGAUCAGUAAGAACAGGUGGACAGUGUUGAUGAACGCCGCCAACCACGGAGACCCUGAAAUUGUGAGGAUCUUGAUCAAAGCAGGAGCCAGUGUGAACCAGUGCGGGGACAACGGCUGGACACCACUGAUGCAAUGUGGGCAGUUUGGGAAAACCGAGUGUAUGAGGGUUCUUUUGGAGAAUAAUGCAAAUAUCAUAUCAACGGAUGAUAAAGGUAACACUAUAUUUCACAUUUGCUCGGCCAAUGGUCACAAGGACGCAGUUCAUCUUCUUCUAGAGAACAAAGGGAAGGCAGCAGCAGCAAACAACACUGGCUUAACACCUCUGAUGUUAGCAUGUUACAAGGGGCACGCUGAGAUCGUCCACUAUUUGUUACGUGACCAGGAAGUCCUUGAGAACCUGAACAUGAAAGAAUAUGAGAGAGGCGACACGGCUUUGAUUAUUGCUGCAAGGAAAGGGAAGGCGGACAUCGCCAGGGCGCUGAUCAAAGGGGGCGCUGACGUCAACAUCCGAAACAGACACGGAAGUACGCCACUCAACAUCAGCUCACAGUAUGGACACAGCGCUGUAGUGGAUGAUCUGCUAGUGAAAGGAGCUGAUGUUGAUGUGGCCGAUUCCGACGGUGACACGCCACUGUUAUCUUGUGCACCAAAUGGACACCACCUGGUCGUUGAAGCCCUUAUUAAAGCAAGGGCGGAUGUCAACAAAAAGAAUAACUCUGGGAAAUCAGCCCUUGUUCUGACAGCAGAGAACGGACACUGUCAAACAGUGAAGACCAUUCUUGCACAGAAGGAUGAUCUCAGCAGUGAAGACAUUCAACGUGCCAUGUUUGCCGCCAGACAAUAUAGAUACCCAGAGAUUGCUGCAAAGAUUGAAGAAAUUACUGGGCAAAAAUACGACAAGGGUAUGAUUAUAGUUGUUAUCUUGUUAUCCAGGGGUUUGUUAUAACCAGUAAUAUGUAAUUACAAAGAUAUGUAAUAAUUAACAGUAUCCUCAGAUGUAAAAUAGAUGUCACGGGUAAAGACUUAAAUGUAGUCAUUGACAGUACACUCACAAGUAAGCAUGUCACGGCCAAAUCCUUAAUUUCAAUCAUCGACAGUACACUUAUAAGUAUAGAUGUCACGGCUAAUGUAUUAAGUUCAAUGAUUGACAGUACACUCACAAGUAUAGAUGUUAUGGCGAAAGCCUUUCUUUCAAUCAUUGACAUUGCACUCCAAGUAUAGAUGUCACGGCUAAAGUCUUAAGUUCAAUCAUUGACAGUACACUCACAAGUAUAGAUGUCACGGCUAAAGUCUUAAGUUCAAUCAUUGACAGUACACUCACAAGUAUAGAUGUCACGGCUAAAGUCUUAAGUUCAAUGAUUGACAGUACACUCACAAGUAUAGAUGUCACGGCUAAAGCCUUUAGUUCAGCUUUUUUCCCGAAUAGGUCGACCAAAGUGCGAUAUUGCCGAGACGUAUGGCCAAGGUCUGAUGUAACUGAAAUGACCGAGCAGUGUAUAUUUCUAUUUUUCCCGGCUUUUCCAAGAAGCAGCUAGACGUCGAUUAGCAAAAUUUAAUGUGGUAAUACAAGAUGACCUUGUUUUUGUCAUGAACGUUAAGAGAGCUUUCCGCAAGCCAGGCACAGAACACGGUAUUCUCUACAAGCUAGGCACAGAAUACGUUAUUCUCUACAAGCUAGGCACAGAAUACGGUAUUCACUACAAGCUAGGCACAGAACACGGUAAAAUACGGUAUUCUCUACUAGCCAGGCACAGAAUACGGUAUGCUCUACAAUCCAGGCACAGAACACGGUAUUCUCUACAAGCUAGGCACAGAACACGGUAUUCUCUACAAGCUAGGCACAGAACACGGUAUUCUCUACAAUCCAGGCACAGAACACGGUAUUCUCUACAAGCUAGGCACAGAACACGGUAUUCUCUACAAGCCAGGCACAGAACACGGUAUUCUCUACAAGCCAGGCACAGAACACGGUAUUCUCUACAAGCUAGGCACAGACCACGGUAUUCUCUACAAGCUAGGCACAGAACACGAUAUUCUCUACAAGCUAGGCAUAUAACUCGUGUUAUCUACAAGCUAGGCACAGAGCAAGGUGUUUUCCAACAACGCCGUAUCCAGAAAUGAUUGUUCCAUUCUGUGCUUGAAGCUUUUCACAAACUAGUCCGUGAAAACAAAACAAAUAUCUUUGCGAGCUUGUCCGAUCACCUCACGCCACCGAUCACCUUAUGCCACCGAUCACAUCAUGCCACCGAUCACAUCAUGCCACCGAUCACCUUAUGCCACCGAUCACCUUAUGCCACCGAUCACAUCAUGCCACCGAUCACCUUAUGCCACCGAUCACCUUAUGCCACCGAUCACAUCAUGCCACCGAUCACCUUAUGCCACCAAUCACCUUAUGCCACCGAUCACAUCAUGCCACCCAUCACCUUAUGCCACCAAUCACCUUAUGCCACCGAUCACAUCAUGCCACCGAUCACCUUAUGCCACCAAUCACCUUAUGCCACCGAUCACAUCAUGCCACCGAUCACCUUAUGCCACCGAUCACCUUAUGCCACCGAUCACAUCAUGCCACCGAUCACCUUAUGCCACCGAUCACCUUAUGCCACCGAUCACAUCAUGCCACCGAUCACCUUAUGCCACCGAUCACCUUAUGCCACCGAUCACAUCAUGCCACCGAUCACCUUAUGCCACCGAUCACCUUAUGCCACCGAUCACAUCAUGCCACCGAUCACCUUAUGCCACCGAUCACCUUAUGCCACCGAUCACAUCAUGCCACCGAUCACCUUAUGCCACCGAUCACCUUAUGCCACCGAUCACAUCAUGCCACCGAUCACCUUAUGCCACCGAUCACCUUAUGCCACCGAUCACAUCAUGCCACCGAUCACCUUAUGCCACCGAUCACCUUAUGCCACCGAUCACAUCAUGCCACCGAUCACCUUAUGCCACCAAUCACCUUAUGCCACCGAUCACAUCAUGCCACCGAUCACCUUAUGCCACCAAUCACCUUAUGCCACCGAUCACAUCAUGCCACCGAUCACCUUAUGCCACCGAUCACCUUAUGCCACCGAUCACAUCAUGCCACCGAUCACCUUAUGCCACCAAUCACCUUAUGCCACCGAUCACAUCAUGCCACCGAUCACCUUAUGCCACCAAUCACCUUAUGCCACCGAUCACAUCAUGCCACCGAUCACCUUAUGCCACCAAUCACCUUAUGCCACCAAUCACCUCAUGCCACCAAUCACCUCAUGCCACCGAUCACCUCAUGCCACCGAUCACCUCAUGCCACCGAUCACCUCAUGCCACCGAUCACCUCAUGCCACCGAUCACCUCAUGCCACCGAUCACCUCAUGCCACCGAUCACCUCAUGCCACCAAUCACCUCAUGCCACCAAUCACCUCAUGCCACCGAUCACCUCAUGCCACCAAUCACCUCAUGCCACCAAUCACCUCUUGCCAUUCGUAAAAAUGUCCUGCCAAAUCUUAAAUACAAGAUUAUCGGACUUUGGCAGGUCAAUUUACAACGGCACCGGCCAUUCUCCAGCUUUGCCGACCUGUACCAACAAGGACAGAUGUUUGGCAUCGGCCGUAACACAUAAUAAUAUAUUACUGAAUAACUCACACCAUUAUUUACACCCGAGUAAUCGAGUUGUAUUGAUAUUUUCAGAUUUUGAAGACCAUUCAACGCUGCCAGCUUUUAACAGACAAUUCUUAACACCUGGCAGCAUGUUUGACCAAAUACAUCCUAAAGAAAACAAGUAAGUUUAGCCAUCGACCCUGACGUGAUUUACCGUUUAAAAAAAAUCACAGAUGUAUUGAAUUCUAACUCUCUCAAAAGAGCAGCUAUUUUAGCCAUAAAUUUAAAAAACAAAAAAAAAAAAAACAACUUAAGGCAGGAAUUGUCACUGAAAGCGUAAACAUAUUUCAAAGGGGCCUAAAAAAUAAUCCAGUUGAAAAAUAAUCAAUUUCUAUACAUUGUGUAGCAGAGAUAUUAUCAAUAUUUUAUAAAACUUUUAUGCUCUAGGUCAGUGGUUCUCAACCUUCCUAAUGCCAUGACCCUUUAAUACAGUUCCUCAUGUUGUGGCGACCCCCAACCACAAUAUUAUUUUCGUUGCUACUCAAUAACCUUAGAGUAGCCUAUAUGUGUUUUCCGAUGGUCUUAGGCGACCCCUGUGAAAGGGUCAUUCGACCCCCAAAGGGGUCGCGACCAACUGGUUGAGAACCGCUGCUCUAGGUUAUGUUCUUGCUAACACUUUUCUUUGAAUGAUAAAACUUGCUUCCUCUGUCAAUCGCUUUGCAAAAUUUUUUGCAAAACAGGCAACACGCCGACGGUUAACAGCUUUUGAUCUUUCUUUAUACGCUACUAUGAUUCACGUCCUUAUCUCUGGUACUCAUCUCUGCCUGUCACGUCUAUCUCUCCCUCCCUCCCUCUCUCUCUCUCUCUCUCUCUCUCUCUCUCUCUCUCCAUCCCUCUCUCUAUCUCGCUCUCUUUAUUCACUGCCCAAGUCAGUCCCACAUGACUGUACUCUACCCUCCAACGGUAAUCUCACUGCUCCCCGAGUGUGGUAUCCCCCAACUGUCCUCAAACUGCUGUGCGGCUGAGUUCUGAUUUUUAAGUCCCCAAUUAAAGGUCCUAGCUAAUUAGCCCCCAAAUUAAUCGUGGCAUCUCUUAAGAUUCCUUCUCAGGACAUUUCUCAUUAACUCCCAAUCCUUGAUUGAUAACUACUGUCUAAAUGGACAUUUCUGAUUAACUAGCCAUCCUAGAUUGAUAACUACUGUCUAAAUGGACAUUUCUGAUUAACUAGCCAUCCUUUAUUGAUAACUACUGCCUAAAUGGACAUUUCUGAUUAACUAGCCAUCCUAGAUUGAUAACUACUGUCUAAAUGGACAUUUCUGAUUAACUAGCCAUCCUUGAUUGAUAACUACUGUCUAAAUGGACAUUUCUGAUUAACUAGCCAUCCUUGAUUGAUAACUACUGUCUAAAUGGACAUUUCUGAUUAACUAGCCAUCCUUGAUUGAUAACUACUGUCUAAAUGGACAUUUCUGAUUAACUAGCCAUCCUUGAUUGAUAACUACUGUCUAAAUGGACAUUUCUGAUUAACUAACCAUCCUUGAUUGACAACUACUGUCUAAAUGGACAUUUCUGAUUAACUAGCCAUCCUUGAUUGAUAACUACUGUCUAAAUGGACAUUUCUGAUUAACUAGCCAUCCUUGAUUGACAACUACUGUCUAAAUGGACAUUUCUGAUUAACUAGCCAUCCUAGAUUGAUAACUACUGUCUAAAUGGACAUUUCUGAUUAACUAGCCAUCCUUGAUUGAUAACUACUGUCUAAAUGGACAUUUCUGAUUAACUAGCCAUCCUAGAUUGAUAACUACUGUCCGUGUCCCGUGCAAUCCGAUAAUUCAACGCAUUGACGACGGUAUCCUCCAACGACAGUUGCGGACUAAGCCAGUCUGAGCUACCCAGUUCCCCCCCCCCCACACACACACACACCUCGGUCUGCCUGGACAUUUCACAUAUUCACAAGCCACUAGAUUUUGCAUUCCAAUGGCUUGAUGUGUAACCUCUACUGUCUCCGUCAUGGUCAUACUAGCCUCGCCCCGGAGUCUCCGGGCCUGUGGGAAUUCUCCACCCCCUACACUACCAACGUUGUCACUCCACAAUAUUUAUAUAUAUAUAUAUAGGUGUGUGUAUAUACAUAUAGUGGUUUUUUAACUUCACUAUUUAUUAAAGCAGAUCUUUGAAAAGUUAACUUUAGGGUCCUGUGACUACGACGUCAGAUUCAUGGCUUGAGUGACUUUUUAUGGAAAGCGUUUAGCUAACGUUGUCUCUUGAUGUGAUUGUCAGGCUUAAUUGUUCAUUCAAUUAAAAAACCUGUUACUUAAGUAUUGGUGGAUGCGUCUCUUUAAAUUGUUGCUUUUAGCUAAGCGCUAAAUUGGAAAGCCACCUCACCUUAUAACUGUGACAUUGGGUUCAAACCGGGAUAUUUGAACGGUUGCUUGCUGCUGGUGGUGUUUUCUUCCGUUUCUUUUCAAGUCCAUUGUUCUAUUGAUUUUUUUUAUUGAUUUUGUAAUUAUUAUUUUUUUUUUUUUUACAGUCAACGAAAUUGCAGCUCAGCGAUUAAUGCGAUUGGUCCCAAUGUAUGCGACCCCAGGGAUCAAGAUGGAGGACAAGCUGGCAAUAGUAACGUUGUCAACAUGUAAGUAUUUAUUGUUUCUUCUUCUUGUUAGUAAGGGAGUGAACCGAUAGUGGAAAGUGACGGGCUAAUUAUAGUGUGACCCAUCAAGACUUAUAUCCCUUGUAUACAAGGACCCUGCUUCAGUCGAGGCCAUUCCAAUUGGCGGGAUGCCCCUGCCGUCACACCCAAAGAGGAUACCAGAUUAAAAAACCGGAACUUUUCAGGGUCGGACCCGGGAACUCUGGGAGCAGGCAUCACAACCGGCGUACCUGGGUGGGAGCAGGCAUCACAACCGGCGUACCUGGGUGGGAGCAGGCAUCACAACCGGCGUACCUGGGUGGGAGCAGGCAUCACAACCGGCGUACCUGGGUGGGAGCAGGCGAUUAUUCUCGCGAUAUUUUUUUUUUUUUUUUUUUUUUUUUUACUAAUUUAGCACAGUUAUCGAGAAUUUUAUUUCAUGAAAGCAGUGGCAUCAUAUUACUUUCAGCUUCCCCUUGAAAAACAGGGGAAAAAACUUAUUUUGGGUGGUUGGGGCUGAAAAUUUGCUAGAAUGUGUUGUCAUUGUCAACGGGUCUGUGUGCCAAGUUUCAGCAAGUGGGUCAAUUAGCCGUCCGAAAAUUUAGCCACACACCCAGCCACGAACAAAAGUGAGGUUAAUGUAAAGGCUUUAAAAAUUAGACUGGAUUUGGGGGAAAAAUAUUUUGUUAACUUAAUAAAUGUUGACACUACUGACUAAAAUAUUAACAAUUGUACACAACUUGUUCAUCCCCAGUUAUCACAUUAUCAGCAACGUCAACAAUGUCAUCAUUGGAGACGGUGGACUGAUAACUAUGAAUGGGGAUGACAAUGAAAGGGACGAGUAGGUGACAAUCAUCUUCCGCUAAAAGCUCGAGUGAAAAGAUAACGAUGCCAGUUGGAUAUAGAACUCAGGAUGGCGUGAGUUGAAACUGUUCUAGUUUAAAAUGUUGUCUUCGCUAGUUUAUUUAUUUAUCUAUGUGCUGAAACUGAAGAUGUACAAUUGAAUUAAAAAUACAAAACAUUUCCAUUCAUUUGGAUCGAUCAAAUAAUUUGAAGGUCUAUCUUAUUAUGGAUAAAAGUUUAGAUUUCGUGGCAUUUACUUUGACUUAAUCUAACUGCUUGUACGCACAUUUUGGAUGUUAAAUUACGGGGAAAGUUGUUAAAGAGUGAACUUAUUUAAAGGAAGUUUUUUCUUUAAUGUGGAAUAUUACAGGAACAAAUGUCAAAUAUGCUUUAAAAAAAAAAAAUCACUGGAUUGAAUAAGUUGAUUUGCUGAAAAGUGUUAAGAUUUUUGUUUAAAGCAAAUUUAGCCCAAAGUCAAAUCGUUUGUGAUUGUUCUUGAAGAGUCAGCAAUGUUCUUGUCAGUUUUCAAGUGCGCAUUUUUUGUAUCACUAAUAGUCAUAGUGAACUUGAAAUAGAUAACAAUAACACCACGGAACUCACCAAGGUCGAGGAAGG